GGGUGGCCCUUGGUCAGCAAAUGUCAGGAGUGAUAGGCCUGUGGACAGGUGGGUGGCAGCUGGCAGGCUCCUGCAGAGUGAAUAGAGCCCCCCACCCUCCUGCCCCCUGGGACAGGUCCUGAACCAGACAGUGAACAUGGAGAAAAAGAUGCUGGAGAUGAUGCAAACAACUGAGAUGCUGGGAAAGCAGGUGCAGGAGCAGAACCACACACUGCGCCAGCUGCAUGGCCGCAACAGUGAUCUGGAGACUCAGCUGCAUGACCUGGAGGCUGAGCAACAAACCCAGCUGGCAGGACUCCAGGUUGAGAAGGAGCAGCUGUACCGGCUGUUGAGCCACCAGAGCAACACCCUUGCUGGCAUCCAGCAAAGUCUGUAUGCUUCCAGCAACAACUCCAGUCAGCUGUGGCAGAAGCAGGUCCAGCUCCUGGAGAACCUGCAGCGCCUCAUGCAGCUGGUGGAGCAGGGCCCAGAUGCAGCUGAGGAAGUAUUCCGGGACUGUGAGGACAUCCGUAGGUCUGGAGUCAAUCAGGAUGGUGUCUACACCAUCCACGUACCCAAUCUGGACGUGCCCAAGAGGGUGUUCUGUGUGAUGGACCCCGAUGGAGGAGCCUGGACCGUCAUCCAGCGUCGAGAGAAUGGCAAAGUGAAUUUCAACCGGAACUGGGAGGACUACAAGCAGGGCUUCGGAGACCCAGCUGGGGAGUACUGGCUGGGCAAUGAGGCGGUGCACCAACUCUCCAGCAGCACCAUCUACUCUCUGCGUGUGGAGCUGGAAGACUGGGGUGGCAGCACAAGCCAAGAAAACUUCAAGCAUUUCCAGCUGGGCAGCAAGGAGGAAUAUUACAAGAUUUUUGUGAAUGGGUACAGCGGCAUAAUGCAGGAACUGGGCCAGGUGAUCCUGUGGAACAACAGCUUCAGCACCCGUGACGCAGACCAUGACAACUGUGGCUGCAACUGCGCGGCGAUAAUGUCUGGAGGGUGGUGGUUUGAUGCCUGUGGCGGCUCCAACCUCAAUGGCAUCUACUACCCGGCCGGGCAGCACUUGCACAAGAUGAAUGGCAUCCGCUGGAACUUCUUCCGGGGCACCACAUACUCACUUCGUGCCUCCCGCAUGAUGAUGCGGCCCUUGCUCAGCUAGCCUGUGCUGUGCAGGAGCUGGGCCGUGCAGGAGCUGGGCUUUGCCACCCAACACCCAGGAUUCAGCACAGAACACAGCACCUAAGGCUCAUCCUGACAUCCGGGGAUGUGUGAGCCGGCCUGCCCUGCCCCACGUCUGGAAGAGUCACCUGCCUCCCUGCUCCCCUGGAUGGGUGGGCAGGUAGCUGGCUGACCAGUGCUGGAAGUUCAGGUCCUCAGAAAUAAGUGGAUUCUGUUUUUAAAACAAAGCAACCUCAUACGGUUUUAUCAGGAACACAGGAAGUCCACUCCCGGUCCAUCUGGUCUUUGGGGAUAUUGGUAACAGUGGCACAGGAACUUGGGCUCGAGCUGUGCUCUUCCUGAAGACCUUGAGAGUCCUGGGGUGCCUUGCUCGCAGUGCCUGCCCCCUGACCUCGCUCCCUCAUGCCUCCUCCUGGGCCUCCCUCCACAGGGAGGGUCUCCA
Molecule: messenger RNA, 1600 nt
Organism: Octodon degus (degu)
Lineage: Eukaryota; Metazoa; Chordata; Mammalia; Rodentia; Octodontidae
Product: angiopoietin-4
Exons: 7
Coding region: 137-1138 (333 amino acids)
Source: RefSeq, a predicted model, not a curated record